Molecule: messenger RNA, 4804 nt
Organism: Cyanistes caeruleus (blue tit)
Lineage: Eukaryota; Metazoa; Chordata; Aves; Passeriformes; Paridae
Source: RefSeq, a predicted model, not a curated record
UUUUCUACGUGUCAGUAUAUUUGGCAAGAGAAGGGAGAUGGUGAAGCCUUUUGAACGUGGAGCUAAGAAACGGCACCACAACCCCGUGGACAGCAUCUGCAGGAAGAUCAAAUCCAUCCAAAUGAUGGACCAAGUCUCCAACCCGGCUUUGCAGAUACCAAAAUUUCAGUCCCAGAGCUUUGACAGCCCACAGAGCAGUACCAAAAAAAAUCUGGAAGAAUUACUGAAAGGGAGAACCUGCAGAAGUCAGGAGAGUACUUGUUUAUCCUUGGUCAGCCCUGACAGAGACAGCAUUUUCUCUGCAGACUUGCCUGGUCCUGGGGCCACCUCUGGCUCCUACUCUGCAGAAGCCACCCUUCCAAUCCUUAAAAGCAGUGAGCGAUCCAGCAGCUCAUGGAUGCCUCCAUAUCCCGUGGAGAGCUCUUCUCCAUACUGCUUUGGGCCCAGGGAGGCCAGUGCCCAGAACAAACAGUGUGCUCUAGCAAAUGCUGAACCUAAAGAUGUGCAGCCCAAGCAGAAGUAUCUGACAUCAAGUCCAAAUUAUUUCUUCACAUCUGAAAAAAAUCCAGAAAGUGCUGUGGUCCAACCUCCUAUGCCAAAGACAUUUCUUUCAAGUGAAAGAGGAGGGAGACAAACUCAGGGGUACAAAGCCAACAACAUGUACGAUGUGAGCUUGAUCUGUGAAGAGGACCUGCUGACCACCAUCUUCUGUGCAUGUGACACCAACCACACAGGAAAAGUGGCAGUGUCCAAGAUAGUUGAUUAUUUGAGACAAACGACCAGCCGGGGAUCAGAGGACAGUGGUCUUGAAGAGCUGUGCAACAUGCUUGACCCAGAGCACAAAGAUAUCUCUUUGGACCUGGAAAAGUAUCACACCAUCAUGGGAGAGUGGAUUGAAGACUGUAAGAGAAAAUGGGAAGAAGGUGCUACUGAAGAAUCAUCAGCAAGCACAGAAGACCUGGAACUUCAAACACCUAAAAACAUCUCUGAAGCCAAAAAGACCCAUGUCUGGAUGGAUGUUACAUCGGGAAGCCUGGAGGCCUUUGGGGGUGAUGUAUCUAAAGGAGACAUGGAGACCUCUGACUUGAUAACCUGUGUUGCGGACCUGCAGUACAACAACCAGAAGCUGCAGGAGGAAAACAACAAACUGAAGCUCACCAUAGAAGCUGUGGAUGAGGCCAACAGCAAGCUCCUGGUAGAUAAUGAGCAUCUACAUCAAAAAUUAAAAAGUAUCCAGCACUCUGUGUUGAAGGCCAAAUCCCUGGAAGAAGAGCUAGAGGAAGCAAGAAGCAACCUGAACCUGUCAGAAGAGAAGAGAGAGCAGAUUCUUUGUCAGAACAAACAGCUGGAAAAAGAAAAUCAGUCUCUCAACAUCAAAGUUACUUCUCUCCAGGAAGAGAUUAUUAGGAACAGCAUGGACACCAACAGGCUGCAAAAGAAGAUUUUGGAGUUGUCUAAAAAUGCAGCACAGCUUCAAAUCCAAGCACGUAUCUCUGAGAGCACUGUGGUGAAUAAAGAGGCAAGCCUGAUCCAGAAGGAGCAGGACAUCAAGGAUCUCAAGUUAACCAUUGUGGAGUGUUCCUCGAUAAUAGAGAUACUGAAGGCUGAAAGAAAUAAACUGCUGGAGAACAUCCAACACAUGCAGCAAGAGCUGAUCUCGAAUGGGUUGAGUUUCCCACUGUGUAAAUUUAACAGCUAUAUUCCUGAAGAGAUGAAUUCACUGCACUGUGAACUGGAGCUUGCACAGUCUUCUGAGAUUAUCAGGACUGAAGGGACAUCCCUGGAUGAAACACUGGACCGUGAAGUGCUGCUUUUGCUUCAGGGGCCUGAAUAUGCAGGAGAAAAAUUCAAGACUAUCAUGCAAAACCUGGUCAGUGGCAAAGCUUACAUGGAUAAGGGUGUUGUCUUUGAUCAGCAAUUUAAGCAAGCUCUCAAGCAAGAGCUAGGAGAAAAAAGAUGUCUUUGGACACAGAAGCUCCAUCUUUUGGAAAAAUGCAAUGAGUCCUUAGACAAGGAUUUUAUUCGAGUGGCAGGCAACCUGAGGAGAACCAAGACAGAACUACUUCAUCUAAGGAAAGAGCUCUCUGCUAGACAAUGCGAGAUAGAAACUGCUAAACAGCUACAUGAAGAAACUGCUGGCCAGGCAGAAAUCCUACGUUUAGAGCUGCAAAAAGCCACCAAGCAACUGGAGGAUGCCAGCAAGCACGCAGAGGAUCAAGUUGAAGCAUUUCACUCUGCUUGUGAGGAAGCAGCAUCCUUGAAGAGCAAGUUGGAGGAAGCCAUUUCUGAGCAGCAGAAUCUCAGGGAUGUGAUUGCAGCUUUAGCAAGCACUUGCCAGUUGCUUCAGAAGAAGGUGGAAGACCACAAAACAACUGCUAAUGCCCUGAGAUGGGAACUGCUGCAGAGGCGACUCUGUGAAUUGCUGUGCCAGUGCUGUGCAGAGUUAGAUUCUGACUAUGCUUUGCUGCCCACAUCAGCUGAACACGUAGAAGGGAAGCAGAUCCAUUGCUCCAAACGACCAUGGAGUGAAAGACCCACCUUGUACUCUGGCUUUCCCUGGGUGCUGCCUUCAAGUGUUUCACACUGGCACAGCUCCCCUCUGCUAGAUGCUCUGACCUUGGAGACCUCCUGCCCAAAUAAUCCUCCUGGGAACAGCUGGGACCGGCCUUGCAGGCAGAGCUCUGGCAGCUGCACCUUGGAGAGGUGUGAUGUGGGACACGUGUCCAGCUCAGAUGUGACAUCAGGAGAAUGCUGGUGGAAAGUAUGCUCUGCUGAUGACUACACUGAUGCAGACCUUCCUGUUUCCAUUACAAUGAUGGACUCUUCACUUGCCGAGAUUGACUGUGGGGAGUCAACACCACAAGCCACUCUGAUCCCAUCCAGCGAUCACUUAACAUCAGCCCAAGAAGCUUUUGCAUCCGAGGCAAGCACAGCACCAGUACCGGCCUGCCUUGCUAUGGAGGAAAGAUCAUCCAAAGCCUUACAUGAGAGAGGGGAAGAUUCUUCUGUGGCAAAGGAGACAAAUGGCGAUAAGGGCCCAGCUGCUCCUGUGUCAGGACCAAGUCAGAUCAAGAAGGAAUUCUGCCUGGUGAUGGAAGAACACAAGCCUGUGCUUCAAAAUGUUUUGAAGCAAGACCUGGAGGUGGACCAGGAAAAGAAAAAUAAUAAAGAGAGGAGUGAGGAAGCACCAGCUGUGGUUCCAGGCAGGAAAGCGAGUUCACCCACUGCAGGUGGUAUUAAAGGAGAUAAAACCAAGCAAAAUGAGCUUGACUCCUCAAAUGAGAAGGAAGUGGAGGCUGAAUUUCUGAGGCUGUCUUUAGGUUUUAAGUGUGACUUGUUUACCUUGGACAAGAGAGUGAAGCUCGAAGAGAGGUCCCGAGACCUGGCUGAAGAAAACUUGAAAAAGGAGAUCGCAAAUGCUGUGAAGAUGUUAGAGGCAUUAAUUCCUUUGUGUGAAGAAGAUAACCAAGCACAGGAGAUCAUUAAGAAGCUGCAGAAAAGCCUGCAGUUCCUUAGCCAGUACGCAGCUCGAGUUGCCAGCAGAGCAGAGAUGUUGGGAGCUAUUAAUCAGGAGAGCCGGGUGAGCAAGGCUGUGGAGGUGAUGAUCCAGCACGUGGAGAACCUGAAGCGCAUGUACGCCAAAGAACACGCGGAACUUGAGGAGCUCAAGCAGGUCCUGCUCCAGAACGAGAGGUCCUUCAGCUCCCUUGGAGACAGAGAUGAAUCUACAAAUAAGAAGCUACCAAGUCCUUUUAACUUUAAGCCCUCGUCAGCCCUGCGGAGAGUUAGCAUUGCAACAGUGCCCAGGAGUGCUGGGAAUGCAGGAAUUGGGGUACCACUGGCCCAGUUCCAUGAAUCCAAUGGGGAUGAACGAAGUGACAGGUUCAGCAGGAGAUCAAGCAGUUGGGGCAGGCUAGGGGUGAAGCAGAAUGAGAAGCGUCCUUCACUGCAGAGGUUCCUCAGCACCUAUUCCUGGGCAGAGUAUGAGGAGGAGCAUUUUGAAACCAAAAAUGAGCAGUUGGAGUCACCUGCUGAAGUACAGGGACAACUACCUAGGAAGGAAAGUGUCUCUGAAAAAGGAAAAUACCCACCCAAAUGGACCCUGGAGUCAAUGUACAAUUUGCUGUCAGCCUGGGCAUCCCACUUCAAGGCUUCCUUCAGCAACGCUAACAAAACCUUCUGGGUGUCCGUGUCCAUGCUGGUCCUGCUGGCUGCUCUCACGAGCUUCCUGAUGGGGCUGUCCCUGCAGAGGCCAGCAGAUGCAGCCCCUGUGGGCACUGGGGACUCCUGGACACUGGUGCAGCAGCUGCUGUGGCCCUACACAGGACUGCAACACAACGGCCCUCCCCCGGUAUAACCCCGGCUCCGCUGCCGGAGCUGCGCUGCCACGCUCUGCCGGACAGGAGCUGAGGCUGCCCUCGAUUUAAGGUUACGUGUCUGGGUUUCUUUUGUUGGGUUGGGGGUAUUUUUGGGGAGGAGAUUAAUUUUUUUUCUUUAAAGCAUGACUUGGAAUUUUUUUUAAAAAAAAGGUAUUUUUCUUCCCAUUCUGGCAAAAGUUAUCUUUGAAAGUAGCUAAAAGGGUCUCAGUUCUGUUGAGGUUUACAAUAGAACAGCAAUUUUUAAUAUUGUUAACAAUAAACACGUCUAGGUGGUCUAGCCACAAGAGAAUAAAGAAUUUAUUUUGCUUGAACAAAGAUAAAAUGUUUGCAUUUUAGAACCUGUUUCAGUGAUUUGAACAGAAAAGGAUUUAAGACUUGAAAUGUAACUUUUUUGAAAGCUUUUGAUAAUAAAGUUUUGAAGGAAA